CAGAGUACCUUUCCUUAUUAGACUGUUGUUUCAUUUUAGAAAUUGAGACCUACAAAGAAAUGCAGUCACUCUUUGUGUGACCUUAUAUAGCACAUAUCCUUCUUUGUGUGCAUAUCAUUUAACUGUGAAACUGCCAGAGAAUAACGUCUGAGAAUAUGCCACAAUGUCUGGAAAAGCUGAAGAGAAUUGUUACAGUGGAGCCGAUUAUAUUCUUUUUCAUGACCAGCACCUUCAUCAUGCUACCAGCAUAUCAACACCUGGUCAUGGACAAGGUGUGCCAAGAACUAUAUGAGGACCCAUCCAUAUGCGCUGACUCUGGGCACAGACAGAAUAAAGAAGUUGAGUCACGGUCCUCUUACAUGCUGCUGCUCUACACAGCCAUGACUAGUUUAAUAUCUAUCCUCCCGGCCAUGAUGUUGGGCUCCUGGUCUGACCGUGCUGGCCGCAGGUCAGUGAUGAUGCUGCCUUUUAUACUCUCACUGCUGAGUGGUGGAGUUCUGCUGGCUGUGGUACUGGUGCAGAGCCUGAGUGUGUACUGGUGUUUGCUCGGAGCUGCCUUUAUUGGCCUAACAGGUGGCCAUGUUUCCAUCUUUCUCAGCUCUUUUAGCUAUGUGGCUGACAUUACUGUGGAAUCUAGCUCCAGCCGCACUCUGCGCAUGGCCAUAGCCGAGUCUAUGGUCUUUGUAGGGGGCAUGGUGGGCUUUCUCCUUGGUGGCUUCCUGGAACAGGAAUUUGGCUUGGUGGCAGCUUUUGGAGCCUACAUGGCCUGCCAUGUUUUUGCUAUUCUUUAUAUUCUUCUGUGGCUAGAAGACCCCAAGCCAAGCUACAGCACUUUAAACUUAUUUUCAACUGAAAAUGGAGGGCAGGAGUCUGGAGCGUCUAUUCUGAAGUAUGCCAGGCUGUCCUUUAGGGCAGUGUUGAAGAGAAGGCCAGGUCAGGAUAGACUGAAACUGCACCUUCUCAUUUUGUGCACUUUCCUUAAUAACAUGGUAGCUGUUGGGGAUAAUUCUGUCUUACUGCUCUAUUUGAUGUAUGAGCCCAGAGAGUUCACAACUGCAACGUUUGGAGUGUUUAACUCUGCCAGAAUGUUCUUGUUGGGUGCUGCUCUCUUGGGCCUGUUUCCUUUGCUGAUGCGUUGUCUUAAGGAGAUGACACUGGCUAAACUCAGUGCUGUGUUUAGAGCUGCCUCAUAUGUCCUGCUGGCUUUUUCCACCAACACAUGGAUGGUUUGUUUGGUGGCUGUAGUGGGCAUGCCUGGUGGGAUCACACAAGCAGUUAUUCGAUCCCUGUCCUCUGCCAUUGUGGGUCCUGAUGAACAAGGUGCCAUGUUUUCCUUCUCAGCUUCAGUGGAGGCCACUUGCAUCCUCAUUUCUGCCAUCAUAUUCAACGGCCUGUACCCUCUAACCCUGCCUACAUUCCCUGGCAUGCCCUUCAUCAUCAUGGCUACUUUUUCCAUCAUUGUCCUCAUCCUUAUGCAGUGGAUAAGUGAAAUGCCAACUACUCAGCCUCGUCUGAUGCUCCAAGACUGAGAAUCUCUUUCACUGUCAUCCUUUACAGACUGCUAUUUUAUAAUGCACUGAAGAUCCAUUGAUGCCACAGCUAAUGUGGCUAUGUACAGUAACACUUCGGAUUAUUCUAAAAUUAAAACCACAAGAAAAAUUUCCCACCAUGUCAUAGCAUGUAUUAAACACCUUUCAACAAUCAUAUACUAGAACAUUACUCUAUGGUUGAAAUGUAGAGAGCUAAGUAGCACAAUAACAACCGUAAUGAAAUAAAAAUGAGAGGAGAGGUAAGUGAAAAUUGCAUCUUUAAAUUGUUCUCUCUGAAAUGCCAUUCCAAAGAGCAAAAAAAACAUCCUCAGUAUUUCUUUCACCUCUAGAGUCAAGGCCUGAAAUUGGUCUUCAAUUGAGGAGAUUUUAUUUAAUUUUGGGCCAAGCAAAGUAAAAGUCACUGCUCUAUUAAUUGAGCAGCAUGUUCUUUUAGGUCACUAGAACAGAUUGGCUUUGUGAUACAUACUAACAAAUGAAAAAAAAAAUUGUGCAGUGCUUUAAUGAAUUAUGUUGAGAUAUGUUGAGAUGUUGAAGAUAAAACCUCCUUGAAUGAUGUCAGUAUCAUCCAUAGACCCGUUUUCAGUAUUGGGUAAAAAUGAACAAGAUUUUAUCCGAUCUAUCUGAGUAUUAAUUAGGAAUAUUUCAGACUAUAUCAUGAUCAUAACAUUAAGAUGGCAUUUUGGGCAAAGCUAUCCCAAAAAGUAAUUUAGCUUGGUAGGUUGUGAGUUAUUUUUGCUAUGAACAUCAGGCAUUAUGAGAACAUUAUAAAACAUAUCAGUAGAUGCUUGACCAUUGAGUAAGUAUGUCCAGGAAGUGGAGUCUACAUAAGAAGCCAGUAUACAAUAUUGCUGCUUUAGUGGUUAGUGAGGUGAUAAAGUGAGGUGUAGUUAAGAGCAACUAAUGUAGGCAAUGAUUGAUAUACAUACUGAUUGGGCUGUCCCUUACUGUUUAUAUAGACAACUCAAGUUCAGACUCAAAAGGCAAAUAAUAACAACCAUUGCAGAUACCAUUGAAAACUAUAGACAGAGUGAUGUGUAAUAAUUAUUUUGUAGAAUGACUACACUGAGAUGGUUGUGUUGAGCCUGGAUGGGAAGAGGUGCAAUUUGUUACCUCAGGGUUAGAAAUUAGGGAACAAUCCAGCUAACCUUGGUGUGAGAAAGGUAUGCUUGGGCAGGACAAGAAAAUAUGAUAAAAGGGAUGGAAAAGAAAAGGAAGGACUGGAAUGUAAGGGAUUGUUGGCCUAGAGGUCCCAGAACUAUUGUAGUAUAUAAGUGUGAUGGGUGACAAAAUGAAACGAGUGGUCAGUAAGGUAGAGAAGACCAUAAGUUAAUGUGUGUUCCAGACUGAAAGGGGGCAUGCCAGAUUGAGAAUAGCAAAGUAAGUAAUAUGUAUAAACUAUUUUUGCAGACCUGUCUUGUGCUGUCAUAAAGGCUAGUUAAAGAAACUAAGAGGCAGAGGACAAAGGUGCAUGAAGAUGAUCAAGAGUUAAAUUUAUAUUAAUUUUGUAUUCUUGCAUACCAGUGUAGAUUUAUUCAACGCUAGAUACUCAAAGCACUUUUAUACGUCACUCUGGAUAAGGGCGUCUGCUAAAUGACUCAAAUGUAAAUGUAAAUGUAAGAUGGUGGGUGAAACAUAUAGCACCAGAUAUUGUUGUUUGAAAGUAUUAUAUACUGUGCUUAUUUUCAAAGCAUUUAAGCAAUAGGCAUGCCUUGAGCCAGCUUCCUGGGGGCAACAACAAUUGUCUUAAUUCCGAGUUCAUAAGAAUGACAGUGGCAAAAGAGGAUUAAAUUUCUUUUGAAGCAGAAAGCCAUCAAGAUAACAAUAAAUUAUACAUUUAAACUCCCGAGACAAUUUGUUCAUAGUUUAACAAUCACCAAUCACUGAUGUAUUAAAAUCAGUGUGACAGUGUGGGCCUCAGGGGGACUCAGAAGAGCUUGGGACAAAAAAGAAAGGGGAAGGUUUAGAUGGUGAGAUAUAUAAAAAGAGGAACAGUUUGGAAACAUUCUUUGAAUACGGGCAAAUGGGAUUCCCAUGUUCUUACACAAAUUAUCAUUUUAAUACACAAAACAGCAGAGGUUUCAAAAUGAAGUUGUUGAGUCUGUAGGGGUGGGGACAUCACUGAAUUAUUUCAGAAGGACCAUGGCUAGUACAUUCUUAGCCCAGAUUAGAUGGUGUAACUGCGAAUGGCAAUGGUAAUCUUCAAAGGUUGUGGGCAAGAAAAAUGAGAAUAGUGCCAAACCCAUGAUGUCAUUUUCCAUAAUGAGAUGGAAUACAUUUUUUGCUUACUGCUAUACUGUAAUAAGUACAUAAACUUUGUCAUAUAGAACAAAAGUAAAGUUUGUCCCAAACAUCAAUUAUUUUGUAAAUACAUUUUGUGUUACAGGAGACUGCUCUGCUACCCUUGGUGCCAUGGGGCAGAUGAUGCUGACAUCUCCCAUAAUGAGAAAUAUAAGCAUCUACAAAUGGCCCUGCAUACAAUCCCUCCAAACAAUAUCUGUUUGUUAGCAUAGAAAAAUCAUUAUUUUUUCAUAGACUCUCCUUAUUACCAACAUGAUCAAUACACUCCAGCAUGGAAGAAUGAUUAUUGGGAUCUUUGCUCUGCUGCAUGAGGCUUUAAUAUAUCAAAACUGACCAAUAAAAAUAGAGUUCAGCAAAAGAACCCAAACUUAGCACAUUCUUUUGCUAUAUAUA
This is a messenger RNA of Silurus meridionalis, 4241 nucleotides long. RefSeq lists its product as uncharacterized. Gene Ontology annotation, molecular function: transmembrane transporter activity. Gene Ontology annotation, cellular component: membrane. Gene Ontology annotation, biological process: transmembrane transport. NCBI's taxonomy places the organism in Eukaryota, Metazoa, Chordata, Actinopteri, Siluriformes, Siluridae. The record is from RefSeq and is a predicted model, not a curated record. The coding region runs from base 156 to 1529 and encodes 457 amino acids. The transcript has 7 exons.